AUGACCAACAAUAUUGUUGUGCUCGGCGCUGGCGUCUCAGGCCUGACCGCCGCCCUGCUGCUAUCCAAGAGCAAAGGCAACUCCAUUACCGUAAUCUCCAAGCAUAUGCCCGGCGACUAUGAUAUCGAGUACACCUCGCCGUGGGCUGGCGCCAACAUGCUGCCGUAA
Colletotrichum fioriniae is the source of this 168-nucleotide messenger RNA. The record is from RefSeq and is a predicted model, not a curated record. Lineage: Eukaryota; Fungi; Ascomycota; Sordariomycetes; Glomerellales; Glomerellaceae.